AUGGAUUAGAAACUUAAUGAUGCUGAAAUAGCACUUGAACAAUUCAGACUGAAGAAACUCAUUAAAACUUUGAGCCAGGAAAGAACUGCUGGCACAAGUGUUGUGUCUGUUUAUAUUCCUCCCAAAAGGAUCAUUUCCGAUAUCACAAACAGACUCAAUACCUAGUAUGCAGAAGCAGCCUCUAUUAAGGACAAGGGAAACAGAAUAUCUGUGCAAGAAGCUAUUUAAGCAGCUAUCCUAAGACUAAGACCAUACAACAAGGCUCCAAACAAUGGAUUGGUGGUUUUUUGCGGUAUUGUGUAGUAGGCAGAUGGCAAAGGAGAGAAGAAAAUUUCAGUUGUCAUUGAACCUUAUAGACCCUUGGAUCUAUCUCUGUAUUUUUGUGAUCCCCAGUUCCACGUGGAAGAACUGAGAGCCCUCCUAAACAUAGAUCCACCUUUUGGAUUCAUUAUUAUGGACGGUAAUGGAUCAUUGUUCGCCACAAUCCAAGGAAACAGCAAAUAAAUUAUAAAGUCUUUCGAUGUUGAUUUGCCAAAGAAACACAACAAGGGAGGUCAAUCUUCAGUCAGAUUUGCACGUCUCCGUAUGGAAAAAAGACAUAAUUACUUGAGAAAGGUAUGCGAAACAGCAACCACAUGUUUCAUUGCUGAGGACAGACCAAAUGUCAAGGGUUUAGUCUUAGCAGGUUCAGCUGAUUUCAAAAACGAUUUGGCUGGAAGUCAAUUCUUUGAUAAGAGAUUAUAGCCUUUGAUUAUUUCAGUGGUGGAUAUUAAUUAUGGUGGAGAAUAGGGAUUGAAUUAAGCAGUGUAAUUGAGUUAAGAAUCUUUGUUGGAAGUCAAGUACAUCAGAGAAAAGAAUUUGGUUGGUCAAUUCUUUGAGAAUAUCGAUAAGGACACUGGUUUGGUAGUGUACGGUGUUUAGGACACAAUGAGAGCAGUUGAAUCAUAAACAAUAAAGACUUUAGUUUGUGUAGACACUCUUUAAUAUUUACGUUUGGAAUGUUAGAGCAAAUAAACUGAAUAAAAAGCAAUUAAAUACAUUAAAGGUAAUGAGGGAUAUGAGGCUGGUUCAUUGAUUGAAGAGAAAAAUGGAGAAUAAUUUGUCAUUCUUGUAAAAGAGGACUUAGUUGAACAUCUAUCUGAGAAAUUUAAGGAUUAUGGAUUAGAUUUUCAAUUAAUUACAGAUCACAGUGUUGAAGGUAAUCAAUUUAUGAAGGGUUUCAGUGGAUUAGGAGGAUUUUUAAGAUUUAAAAUGGACAUGGAUUAUUUAGUCUAACAGGAAGAUUGGAAAGAUGAAGAUGAAGACUUUAUUUGAUAAUCAUUUUAUUUUGUUAAAUAAAUUUGAAAUAUGUUUAAGUGA
Paramecium tetraurelia is the source of this 1359-nucleotide messenger RNA. RefSeq lists its product as uncharacterized. Gene Ontology annotation, cellular component: cytosol; translation release factor complex. The record is from RefSeq and is a predicted model, not a curated record. Gene Ontology annotation, biological process: cytoplasmic translational termination. Gene Ontology annotation, molecular function: translation release factor activity, codon specific; sequence-specific mRNA binding. NCBI's taxonomy places the organism in Eukaryota, Ciliophora, Oligohymenophorea, Peniculida, Parameciidae. The transcript has 3 exons.